AUGGAUAAUCUCACAAUAGACUCAUUCUUAUUGUUAAACAAUACCAAUGACACAUGUCCUGCACCUCUUUUAUGGACUCAAGCUAUUGUUGAAGAUGAAAAAGCUGCACUUGCCAUUUGUAUUAUUGCUUCAGUUAUUCAUGCAAUAUUUUGGUUUCAAUUGAUUUUUUCUUCAUCCAUUCGACAAAAAUCAAUGCAAUGGAUCUAUGCCUAUCUUCUUACUGACAUUUUUCUUCUUUUUCGCUUUUACUUUUCUUACACACUUCAUACAACCUACACUGAAUGUCAUCCAAGCAGAUCACGAAUUGUAUUUAUCUGCUAUCUUGAAGCAAUACUUGAUAAUUAUUUUAAUAUACUUAAAGUAUACAUUCUAUUUGUUUUGAAUGUAUGUCGUUAUGUACAAAUAGUAUACAAUCAAAAUGUAUAUGAAGUCCAUAAGUAUCUACUAAUCUUAGCUCAUGUCCUUAUCUAUGUAAUUCCAUUAAUUGUUUACAUUGCUCCAUGUAUUCUUGGUUGGACUGAUGCAGGUGGAUUUAUUAGAGAUACUUGUGUAAUAUUUUAUGCAAAUACUUAUAUUCAAAUAUUUAAUACAAUUUUUGCAUUUGCAUUACCUAUUUUUCUUAAUAUCUUAGUCAUUUAUUCUAGUAUCCGUCAUGUUCGUAUAAAAGCAGCUUUACAAAAAUCUCAACAUUAUGUUUCAGCUCGUGAAAAGUUGAAUCGUUCAUUAGUCAUUCAAUUUGUUUGUUUUUAUACUGUUUGGGGUGGACUUUGGUCACCAAAUAUUAUUGUUUAUCAAGCAUCAAUUAAUGAGAAGAAUCUAAUUUAUAUUGUUGGUCUACUUAAUUAUAUCGAUGUAGCAAUAGAUCCAAUAAUUGUUGCAGCAUUAGACUUUCGUCUUUGGCAUGCAUGGCGAAAACACAUAAUUCGUGUAAAAAGAACUGUACUCUUCCAAAAAAUCAGUCAUGGACGAGUUAAACCUUCAACAGCAAAUGUCAAUACAAUUUCGGCUAGAACUCCACGACAAAAGACAACUACUAUGUAA
This is a messenger RNA of Rotaria sordida, 1041 nucleotides long. Lineage: Eukaryota; Metazoa; Rotifera; Eurotatoria; Philodinida; Philodinidae. The record is from the annotation of a GenBank genome assembly.